GUCGCGCCGUCGUCGUGGAAACGCAGCCGCGCCGGAAAACAGAACUACAACUCCCAGCCGGCCCCGCGCUCCGGGUCUGCAAGAUGGUGUCCCGCAAGAGGAAAGCCAAGGCGAGCGGCCACGAGGGGACCGCACCAAGCCCACCGGGCUAUUCGGCUGUUCCAGUGAAGUUCUCAGAAAAGCAGCAAGCUUCCCAUUACCUCUACUUGAGACAGCACAGAGUUCGCGAAGGCACCCAGUCCACAUGGCCUCCCAAUCGGACACUUUUUAUCCUCAACGUACCCCCGUACUGCACAGAGGAGAGCCUGUCUCGGUGCCUGGCCUCCUGUGGCGCCAUCAAGACUGUAGAGCUGCAGGAGAAGCCUGACCUUGCCGAGAGCCCUAAGGAGCCGAAGUCCAAGUUUUUUCAGUCCAAGCCCUUGCAGGGCUUUCGGGUUGCUUAUGUGGUAUUCCAGAAGCCAAGUGGCGUGUCUGCUGCCUUGAACCUGAAGGGCCCAUUGCUGGUUUCUACAGAGAGCCACCCUGUGAAGAGUGGAAUUCAGAAGUGGAUCAGCGACUAUGAAGAUUCAGUGCCAGACCCCGAGGCCCUGAGAGUUGAAGUGGACACAUUCAUGGAGGCCUAUGACAAGAAAAUAGCCGAGGAGGAGGCUAAGGCCAAGGAGGAGGAGGGGGUCCCUGAUGAGGAGGGCUGGGUGAAGGUGACCCGCCGGGGCCGCAGGCCUGUGCUCCCUCGAACGGAAGCGGCCAGCCUGCGAGUUCUUGAGAAGGAGAAACGGAAGCGAGCCCGCAAGGAGCUGCUCAACUUCUACGCCUGGCAGCACCGGGAGAGCAAGAUGGAGCACCUAGCACAGCUGCGAAAGAAGUUUGAAGAGGACAAGCAGAAGAUCGAACUGAUGAGAGCCCAACGCAAAUUCCGACCCUACUGAGCCAUUCCGGCCCCGGCCCCAAGACCAGCAGACCCAUUGUUCCCUCAGGGACCACGCUCUGGGAAGCAGAUACCAAGCCACGAAGCAGCUGUGUCACCCAGGUCUAGCUCUGCACCUGCACAGGCUGGACGUGAAGGAAGAUUUGGCCUUCAGAGAGAUACCUCUGCUCCUUCCUGCAUGUCUGCUUCUGACCCAGUUGCCUUCUAUGAAGCCCCUGCUGGCAACAGCCACGUGGAGUGCAGUGAUGGCAGAAGAUUUUAUUUCCACACAGGCUGGGGGCAAGGACAGGCUCCAGAAGCCUUUGAGCGCAGAGGCUCAGGCCCGCUUCCUCAGUGCUACCAGUUCACUGCAGCUUACCAAACACAGUUCUGGACCCCUUGUCCCCUUCUUGAGGUCACAGAUAAGGUCAGAAUCUUUUUCUCUGCCCCUCUUGGUUUUCAAGCCCAGUGAGACCCACGCCCACCUAUUUGGUAGAAUGAGGAUACUCGAGACCCAGUGGAAGCUAGAACUUGGGAACAUGGUCCCAGGCCAGAGCUACAGCCUCGCAGGGGUUUCUGGGGCCAUCUUGGCCUGGCUCUGUAGAAAGGAGUUGAUGACUCCAGCCACAAGGUUGGGCUCAUUCAUGUGGACGUAGUGAUUGCCUGGGACUUCCACAUACUGGAACCGCUGGAGAGAGGGGGGCAGGUGGUGAGACGGCCCACUCAGGAGACUGUCCCGUGGACUGUUCCAGGUGGGUCAGAGGCAACCUCUCCUCUGUUCACAGUAGCCUAGGAAGCUACUGUCCUAAAGCAGGGAGCCACAGUCACUGCCAGUUCUGUUGGCGAUGACGCCAUCAAAGAAAGGCAGGCUGCAGCAGGAGCUUGCCAAACAGAAGAGCCCCCCGGUAGCCAUAAAUACUUGCCAAUGUGCUGGUCCCAGGAGGGGCGCCCCAGGACGAAGGCUGGCCAGGAGGUACAUAGGGCAAUAAAGCAGGAUUUCUGCCAGCAAAA
Messenger RNA from Meriones unguiculatus (Mongolian gerbil), 1915 nucleotides. It is a transcript of the gene Rrp7a, whose product is annotated as ribosomal RNA processing 7 homolog A. Lineage: Eukaryota; Metazoa; Chordata; Mammalia; Rodentia; Muridae. The transcript is spliced from 7 exons. Gene Ontology annotation, molecular function: nucleic acid binding. Gene Ontology annotation, cellular component: CURI complex; UTP-C complex. Gene Ontology annotation, biological process: ribosomal small subunit assembly; rRNA processing. The record is from RefSeq and is a predicted model, not a curated record. The coding region runs from base 84 to 926 and encodes 280 amino acids.